This is a messenger RNA of Saccostrea cuccullata (small rock oyster), 2202 nucleotides long. RefSeq names its product elastin-like. The transcript is spliced from 5 exons. Lineage: Eukaryota; Metazoa; Mollusca; Bivalvia; Ostreida; Ostreidae. The coding region runs from base 77 to 2110 and encodes 677 amino acids. The record is from RefSeq and is a predicted model, not a curated record.
UAAAAACAAAAUUCAGCUAGAGACCGACGUCUUCUUGAAAAAUCUAUAGCAUUAGACCACUACCAAAAAUAUAAAGAUGACGUCAUAUCCCGUGUGUUUUAUAGUAAUUCUAGCAAUAACAGGUGCACAGGUGUCAGCAUAUGGACAAGGCAGAAACCAGAUGCCUGGCGCAAUGCCUGGUAGUGGUAUGUCAGGGAAUGGCGCCACUGGUAAUGGAAUGCCAGGUGGAAACAUGAUGCAAAAAGGAAAUAUGCAACCUGGCAUGAUGGGUAUUGCUGGAUUAAUGAUGCCAGGAAAUAUCGGUUCUUCUGGUGCAAUGAUGCAAGGGAUGAUGCCAGUCCCUGAACCAUCACAGCCUGAUUCAAUGUCAAUGAUGACACCAGGAGCUAUGCCAGAAAAUAUGCCAGGAGCUAUACCGGGAUCCAUGCCGGGAAAUAUGCCAGGAAACAUGCCAGGGGCUAUGUCAGGAGCUAUGUCAGGAUCCAUCAUGCCAAAUGCAAUGAUGCAAGCACCUGGAAUGAUGCCUGGUGCACCAUCACCUGAACCAGCACCUGGAAUGCCAGGAAAUAUGCCAGGAGCUGUGCCAGGAAACAUGCCAGGGGCUAUGCCAGGAAAUAUGCCAGGAGCUAUGCCAGGUUCCAUCAUGCCAAAUGCAAUGAUGCAAGCACCUGGAAUGAUGCCUGGUGCACCAGUACCUGAACCAGCACCUGGAAUGCCAGGAAAUAUGCCAGGAGCUAUGCCAGGAAACAUGCCAGGAGCUAUGCCAGGAAAUAUGCCAGGAAACAUGCCAGGAUCCAUUAUGCCAAAUGCAAUGAUGCAAGCACCUGGAAUGAUGCCUGGUGCUAUGAUGACAUCUGCCCCAGCAACAAGUCCUGGUUCUAUGGGACAACCCUCACAGACUGGGUCUACACCAGGUGCCAUGAUUCCAGCUCCUGAACCUGCUCCUAUGAUGUCUGGAGCCAUGGGAUCUGCACAAAAUGGUAUGUCUGGAAGUAUGAUGAAUGGCAUUAAUGGAGGCAUGAUGCAAGGUGGAAGAAUGAUGAUGCAAGGAGGAGGAAUGAUGAUGCCAGGAAUGAUGAUGCCAGGUGGAGGAAUGAUGAUGCCUGGUGGAGGUAUGGGGCAGGGAGAGGGAAUGGGACAAAGUGGAGCAGGAAUGAUGCAAGGAGGAGAAAUGAUGAUGCCAGGAGGAGGAAUGAUGAUGCCUGGUGGAGGCAUGGGGCAGGGAGAGGGAAUGGGACAAAGUGGAGCAAGAUUGAUGCAAGGAAGAGGAAAUAUGGGCACAGGUAUGGGAGGAAGUAUGGGAGGUGAAGCAUCUAUGCCAUCUCCACCUCAACCACCGGAGCCUGCUCAGCCUGCAGAAAUUGAAGGCAGUGAAAUAGAAGGUGCUGCAGCUGGCGGGGCUGCUGGAGCCGGUGGAGCUGGGCCUAAGAUGAUGGUUAUGGUAGGUGGAGGUUCAGGUGGUUCAGUGAUGUCCUCUGGAGGCAAAGGUAGUGGUGACAUGAUGGUCAUGACCCCAGGCAAGGGAAAUGGCAUGAAUGGAGGAGGUAUGGGACAAAACAUGGGAAGAAUGAGUGGCAUGGGCAGUUUAAUGGGAGGAAUGUCACCUAUUAAUAUGGGUAUGAUCAUGGCGGCUGCCUCCAUGAUGAAAAGAAUGAAUGCAGGAAGUCAAGGCUCAAUGAUGCCUGCAUCCCAGAUGAUGAUGACACCCAUGAUUAUGCGCCCUUCAAAUAUGAUGAUGCCAUCUAUAAAUAUGUUACCAAAUAUGAUGUCAACUCCUAAGACUAUGAUGAUGCCCUCUGGCAUGGGACAAGGAAUGGGUGGAAUGAUGGGAUCCGAAAUGGAAGGCAUGACGGGAUCUGGAAUGGGAGGCAUGAUGGGACCAAGAAUGGGAGGCAUGAUGAAAGCUGAAAUGGAAGGAAUGAUGAAAUCUGGAAUGGGAGGGAUGAUGGGAUCCGGAAUGGGAGGCAUGAUGGGAUCUGGAAUGAAUGGAAUGAUGGGAUCCGGAAUGGGAGGCAUGAUGGGAUCUGGAAUGAAUAGAAUGAUGGGAUCCGGAAUGGGAGGAAUGAUGGGCGGUGGAAAGAUGGCAGGUCCGUCAAUGAAAUAUUGGUAAUAAAACACAUACAAAUCCAAGCCAAGAAGACAAUGAAAAUUCUAUAUUAUUAUCCUUCACCUAAAUAAAAUAAAUGCUACACAAUCCCUUUA